CUGCUGCCCUGCUGUUUUUUUUUACACAGUCGCCAAGAAAAUCAAGAAAGAGAGAGCGGUAAUGUCUGACAUUAUUUUUAGAGAAACACUGCCUCCUAGCGAUGAUUUAUGUGUAAUUACAGCUCAAAAGUCAUGAUUUAAAUCACAGUAAAAUUACAGUAUGUUGAUGUUGUUAGCUGGUGAAGUAGAGAAGUUAUGUCGUAAAGAACAUACGUUUAGCAUCUCCUUUGUAAAUAAAGGAGUUUUACAGAUAAUACGAAUAAGGAAAGAGGUUUUCAUACGUCGUAUUACGUCAUUCAUAUUUUGUCUACAUAUUUGUCGUUCUGACUAAAAAAACAGACUUCGAGUUUUAGCUUUUUGGCUUUAAGGCUACAUGUGACAUAUUAUUUAGAGGUUUACACGGUUGUAUCAAAUAAAGACGGAGCAGCUGAGACUUUAGAUUAAACCCAAAAAAGUGAAGUACAGUAGUCACUGUGAUAUUUUAUUAUAAAAACUGAGUGAAAACCCAGUGUAUUCACAGCAACUACUUCAUUAAAAGUGAGUGUAGGUCACAGCUUCGUUUUACUGUAACCUCCUCCUGUCCCUGGUUCACGUGACACAGCUCUGGUCCUGAUGCUGCUCAUACCGGCUCCAUCUAUGAGGAGCAAUUAGUGCCACAAAACGUGGAAAAAGGUGAAGACGAGCAAUAGUUUUGAACUAUUUUCUUUUAAGAAUUCUGUCAAUAAUGUACAGCUAACAUUUAUGUAUUCGUUGAUAGUACUUUUGGCGAACAAAUUUCUUUUGUUUUCUUGUAUUUAAGAUUUGGCUUCUUUGAGCUUUUUUGUUAUGGUCAACCUUUGUGUCUUCAAAAAACUAAACUAAAAUAAAAUCCUUAUUACUUAAUACCGUUAUUCAUAACUGCAGUAGUACACCUUCAAUAUUUAAACAAAGUGACAAAGACAUCACAAUAUGAACACACGCAGCUUCAAUUUCCUCUUUCUGCUCGUCUUGUGGCACUAAUCUUCCUCCAUACAGAGACGCGCAUCAUCGCUGCUGAUGUGGAAAUUCCGCUUCACUGCCAUUUAAAAAGGAACAGCGAGAGCACAGGGUCCGCGAUAACCGCAACAAAAACUAAAAAAAUGUAAAUUUCUCUGUGAGAGAGUUAUUUUUUAAACAAAAGAGAGAGAGAAGAAGAACAAGUGCGUGUGCGACUGUUGAUUUUUGUAAAUGGGAAAUCUGUUGGGCGGCUGGCGUUUCAAGGAGCCGAGCACCGUGGAGGAAUGCGACUCGACGUGGGGGUCGGACUCUGAGAGCGACGAGCCGCCGGCGGCUGAAGAUGACAGCGGUAUCUUCGACCCCCUCGGUCCGCCAGAGAGCGAGCGGUUCCCGGCAGAGCCCGGAGCCACGUCCCCGCAGCUGACAGACUCCCCAGAGUCUCUUCCAAAGAUGAAGAGAAGUUUCUACGCUGCCAGAGAUCUUUACAAAUAUCGUCGCUACAAAAGGUCCCGGCAGCCCUGUGAGUACCGUAACCUACGCUUCUACCUGAACAAGAUUCCUCUGGUACCUGAUGGUAUUUACAUCGAGGAAAUAUUGACUCAGUGGAGAGGAGACUAUGAUAAACUGGAGCACAAUCACACCUACAUUCAGUGGCUGUUCCCAUUGAGAGAACAAGGGCUGAACUUCUACGCAUAUGAACUGACUCAGGACGAAAUUAAAGAAUUCCAAAGCACUCGUGAAGCCAAGAAAAGAUUCCUGGCGGCCUAUUCCCUGAUGUUGGACUUCUACGGCAUCAAACUGCUGGAUAAGACUGGGAACGUUGCUCGAGCUCCCAACUGGCAGGAGCGCUUCCAGCACCUUAAUGAGUCCCAGCACAACUACCUACGGAUCACACGCAUCCUCAAAUCUCUGGGUGAACUUGGUUAUGAAUCCUUUAAAGCCCCGUUGGUCCGCCUCUUCUUGGAGGAGUCUCUGUACCACAACACCCUCCCCAACAUGACCCACAGCGUCCUGGAAUAUUAUGUGUACACCAUACGCCUCCCAGCCACCCGCCGACGCCUGUUGCGCUACGCCCGCCAGCACUACAGGCCCGCUCACGCCUUCCUCUGGGGUCCGCCAUCUAAACGACGGACCGGUGGUGGUUUCAGUACCGGAGCGGGAAGUAGUGGGAUCAGAGCUCCGGCUCCGACACCGGAGCAACAGCGGAGGGAGGAGAGGAGCACCGCCUUCACCCGAGGUGGGAUUAUUGUGUCUUCCUACGAUGCCAUGAUGUGCCAGGACCUGGUCGGAGCAGGACUGGGUUCUAGUGUGAAUAGACUUGAUGGAGCGCUGAUGUUUGGUAGCGCGAGAGGGUUGAGAAAUGAAUACAAUGAAGUUAUUUCUCUGUAGUCGACAGGAAGAGGAUUUUUAAAAAAUCAGGUUUUAAAAAGUACAUUUCAAGUGGAGAACUCGAACCUUACUGGUCUCUGAACAUGAAAGAGUUCAGGUGAUAGUGUUGAUUGAGUGAGAUUAUUCAAUUUAACUUAAGGGCUUAUGAUAAUCUUUGGUAAUACUUGCAAAAUAUUGAUGUUAAGUGUAUUUUAUGGCAUUAAAACGUUUUUUAAGGAUUUUUAGGUAAGUUUAAGGAGUUAGAAUCUCAAAACUAUGACCACUAGUGGAAACUAAAGCUACAAGACUUAUUAAAAGUUACAUUUUUUGUUUUGCUUGUUGGUCACAUGAUGUUUUUUAGGGCUAAGUAGUCCACUCCACUAAACCCAUAUUUUUUUGGCACUAAUGUUAAUCCAAUAAUCCAAUCUCUCCAAACCCUUCCUGCCGUCAAGUCCAUAUUUAUAGUCAAAGAGACGCAGAAAUGUGAAAGAAAACGUAUUAAACAAUUCUUUCAUUCUGUUUAAGAACACACACGCAUCACUUGCACCAACAGUCCUGCAGGUGGUGCUGUGAGUUCUGUCAUAACAUCGCUCUGAGACCAGUGAAAAAGUAAUAAUUUAUGCAAAGUUGUGCCUGCAAUUUGGUCAAAACAUCUCCACAGAAACAAGUCAACUAUUUCAGAAGGUUGUGAUUUAAUUUUACUUUAAUUUGCUUUGGUUUCUCACAAAGUACGGAUUCCACUCUGACAGGACUCGCUUUUCAAACACUUUGUGUUUUAAUAUUUAUUCAAAUUAUUUUACAUUUUUAGAAAACACGUAGAGUCACUGUUUUCUUUCAGGUUUAUAUUUUUUCCAGAAAAGUUACCAACUUUGGAACUCAUUGGUUUGGGACACACUGGAUCUAAUGAUGCUGUAAAGUACUGUACAGAUUUGAAGAUUUGAAGUUGAAAGAAACCAUGAAGUCUGAAUAUUCAGUGGUAUUUAUCUCAUUUUAGCAUAAUCUGUGAAGUAGAGACAAGGUUAGUUUGUUGUAGCAAUAGUUUUGAGCUUUACUUGAACUAGUUUUGAACAGUUCCAGGACCAUCGUUUAUCUGUUGUGCAUUGUUGGCAGUUCUGUUAGUGAUGACAGUGGCCUCGUGAAGCUGUACAGAACUAAUACUCAAGAUAACAAACAAAACAAAACAAAACAAAAAACACACUGAUUACUGUUCACGUCUUAAACCACACAGGUUUAACCAGAGGUGGAAAAUAACGAAUUGCAUUUACUCUUGUUAUUCUUAUCGAGUACUUUUUUGUGAGUAAAUUUGUCAUUUUUAAGUAGUUUUGGGAAAGGGUAAUUUUACUUUACUAAAGUGCAUUUUGAGUCCAGUAUUUUACUUUUUGCUUCAUUUGAAAAUAGCCCGAGUUAAAAAUUUAUUGCGGAGAAAAACAAUCUGUGUUAACUGAGAUGAAAAUUGCGUGGGCGUGCACGCACGGAUUCCCCACGAUGCUAAUGGAGCUAGAUAACCUUGGCUAAGAGACGGGCAACGUCCUGCCGUUGGAUGAUGGCUGAUAUCGAACAAAAAACUAGAGUCUGAGGGUUGCCAAGCACAGAGCUCCCGUGGAGCAGAGGACUCAGAGAGCGAAGGAACUCUUUGGACAUAUUUCAGCUCUUAGUUUCAAAAGCAAACGAGGCUGUAACUUUAUCUUGCGAUACUAAAUGUGCCCGCCCCGGCGGACGGAGCUGUUCUUCCCGAAACUUCCAC
Messenger RNA from Cynoglossus semilaevis (tongue sole), 4087 nucleotides. RefSeq names its product opioid growth factor receptor-like protein 1. Bases 1207 to 2364 code for a protein of 385 amino acids. Gene Ontology annotation, molecular function: opioid growth factor receptor activity. Gene Ontology annotation, cellular component: membrane. The record is from RefSeq and is a predicted model, not a curated record. NCBI's taxonomy places the organism in Eukaryota, Metazoa, Chordata, Actinopteri, Pleuronectiformes, Cynoglossidae. The transcript has 8 exons.